This is a messenger RNA of Phyllostomus hastatus (greater spear-nosed bat), 1904 nucleotides long. RefSeq names its product adenosine A3 receptor (gene ADORA3). Lineage: Eukaryota; Metazoa; Chordata; Mammalia; Chiroptera; Phyllostomidae. Gene Ontology annotation, cellular component: dendrite; plasma membrane; synapse. Gene Ontology annotation, biological process: G protein-coupled receptor signaling pathway, coupled to cyclic nucleotide second messenger; G protein-coupled adenosine receptor signaling pathway; chemical synaptic transmission. The record is from RefSeq and is a predicted model, not a curated record. Bases 450 to 1403 code for a protein of 317 amino acids. Gene Ontology annotation, molecular function: G protein-coupled serotonin receptor activity; G protein-coupled adenosine receptor activity; neurotransmitter receptor activity. The transcript has 2 exons.
UUUCCACCGCCGGCCGAGCGCUCCCGGCCCGGUGCUUCCUCCCGCUCAUCUCACUUCCUGAAACACCCCCGAAGAGCACUGCUUAUCUCGAUGGCGCUUCAUUAGCCCUCGGGCCCCGGGAAGGCGGAGUCCUCGGGCGCAUCUGUCUGGGGAACUAAGUGCCACAGCUCUUUCAGAUUCAGCCCACGUAGGGCUGUCCUCCGGGCUCUCGGGGACCUGGGAUGUGUGGCCGGCCGAGCGGCCAGAACUGAUUGCCCCGUGAUGGGCUCUCCCUAAGGACAGGGGCCGUCGGGGAGAACGCUCCAUCGGCCUCGAGAAGGAAUGGGUGAGCUGUGAGUCUGAGACCGCCACUGCUGCGCCCGGACCUCCAGCAAGAGCGCGCGCUCCCGGGCCCGCACGGAUCCCGUUUGUGUGCCUGUCGCCUGGGGAGGCUCCUCGGGGGAACCAAGAUGGCUGUCAACAGCACCGACCCGUUGGUCAGGAUUUCCUACAUCACCGCAGAGGCUGUCAUCGGGCUCUGCGCCAUAGUGGGCAACAUGCUGGUCAUCUGGGUGGUCAAGCUGAACCCCAGCCUGCACACCACCACCUUCUACUUCAUCGUCUCUCUAGCCCUGGCCGACAUCGCUGUUGGGGUGCUGGUCAUGCCUUUGGCCAUUGUCAUCAGCCUGGGCAUCACCAUCGACUUCUAUAGCUGCCUUUUCAUGACCUGCCUGUUGCUGGUCUUCACGCACGCCUCCAUCCUGUUCUUGCUGGCCAUCGCUGUGGACCGAUACCUGCGGGUCAAGCUCACGGUCAGAUACAGGAGGGUCACCACUCAGAGAAGAAUAUGGUGUGCCCUGGGCCUUUGCUGGCUGCUGUCAUUCCUGGUGGGACUGACCCCCAUGUUUGGCUGGAACAAGAAAACGUUCCCAGGGUUGCCCGGAAAUAGCACCUCGCUUCCUUGCCAAUUCCUCUCCGUCAUGAGGAUGGACUACAUGGUCUACUUCAGCUUCUUCACUUGGAUUUUCAUCCCCCUCGUGGCCAUGUGCACCAUCUACCUUGACAUCUUCUGUAUCAUCCGGCGCCGACUCAAUCAGAACUCUUCAAGCUCUAAAGAGACAGGUGCAUUUUAUGGGCGGGAGUUCAAGACAGCCAAGUCUCUGUUUCUGGUUCUCUUUCUGUUUGUUUUGUCCUGGCUGCCUUUAUCCAUCAUCAACUGUGUCAUCCACUUCAAGGGGAACGUGGUACCGGACGUGGUGCUGAACCUGGGCAUCCUGCUGUCCCAUGCCAACUCCAUGAUGAACCCUAUCAUCUACGCUUUCAAAAUAAAGAAGUUCAAGGAAACCUAUCUCGUCAUCCUCAAAGCCUGUAUGACCUGCCAGCCCUCUGCAUCCUUGGACUCAGAUGUUGAACAGAUUUCUUAAUGGUUAUCCAUGAAAGACAAAGGUCUCAGUGAUCUUCAGAUUCAAUGUCAACACACACAUUUUAGGCCCAAUCCACCUGGGCUGAGGUCUUUCGCAUCCUUGAUUCCUUCCACGGGUGCCUCCAGGUGUACCUCUUCUACCACCCUCUUCCUCAAAUUUGAUUUCUUUUUUUUUUUUUUGUCUUUCCUCUCUAACUCAGUUUUCUGAUGCCUGGCUCGAGGAGCAUGUUGUAUUGUUAAUAUCUCCUGUCCUCCCCCUUCUCAAACAGAAGUCACGGAAUCCAAAGGAUACCUCAUUGACUUAACGAAAGGCCCCAUUCAGGCCGCACACCUAUGUGCUGGGGACGCAGUUCCACGCCACGGGGGAACUGAGUGGAGGAGCCGGCUCUCAGCAGAGGCCCGGGAGCCGGUGGGGACAGAAGGAGGGAACUCGGUUGAAGGGGGUGCUUAAAGUAUGGAAUUUGUGUGUACAUGUGUUUGAGUAAAUAAAAGAUGACAGCCA